AAUGUCUGGAGCUCGUUUGAUAGUUCUACUGUUUAACGCCGGUCCAGUAGAUAUUAGUUGGGCUAAAGAUAACCCUCUUGUUGAUGCUAUAUUUACAAUUGGAUAUCCUGCCCAAGCCACAGGAGAGGCUCUUUUUGAUGUCCUUACCUUAAGGGAAGACUACGCCAAUCCAGCUGGCAGGUUGGUGGCAACUUGGCCAACCACCUUAGCUCAAGUACCACCGAUGAUUGAUUAUUCGAUGAAUAAAAGGACUUAUAGAUACUUUGAAGGAAAUCCUAUGUACCCUUUUGGAUAUGGCUUGUCUUAUACGGUUUUCCAGUAUAGUCAAUUACAAUUAAAAUACGCUAUCAUCAAGGCGGGAAAAGAUCUUGAACUAUCAGUUUCUCUAUCAAAUGUUGGUUGGUACACCGGUGAUGAGGUUGUUCAAGCAUACAUCAGUUGGGAGAGUCCAAGUGUGACUAUGCCAAAGAUUCAGUUAGCAGAUUUCAAAAGGAUAGAAAGAGUAAAAAUUGGAGAAACUGUAAAGGUUACAAUGAGAAUUCCAUAUCAAAUUAUGGCCGGUUGGAAGCAUGAUUCCUACGUAAUUGAGCAAGGAACGCUAAACGUUUAUGUCGGAGGUCAACAACCAUUCCAACAAACUAGUCUGCCGUCGAAUAUUCUCCAUUCCAAAUUUUACAUUACCGGAACGAAAACUUUCAAUUAG
Dimorphilus gyrociliatus is the source of this 703-nucleotide messenger RNA. Lineage: Eukaryota; Metazoa; Annelida; Polychaeta; Dinophilidae. The record is from the annotation of a GenBank genome assembly.